Nicotiana attenuata is the source of this 1753-nucleotide messenger RNA. Its product is annotated as CBL-interacting serine/threonine-protein kinase 3-like. Gene Ontology annotation, molecular function: ATP binding; protein kinase activity. The transcript is spliced from 15 exons. The record is from RefSeq and is a predicted model, not a curated record. NCBI's taxonomy places the organism in Eukaryota, Viridiplantae, Streptophyta, Magnoliopsida, Solanales, Solanaceae. Gene Ontology annotation, biological process: signal transduction; protein phosphorylation. The coding region runs from base 2 to 1447 and encodes 481 amino acids.
CAUGGAAUUGGAAUGUAAUGACAUCAUGUUAAUGGAGUGUCCACACAUUCAAAUAUCUGGUAAAAUAAUAAUUGAGUCUUUUCUUAUCGUGUAUGCACAACCAUACAACAAUCGUGUUGGUGUGUUGAUAAUGAGUAGGGCAAAAAUCAAGCGUAGAGUUGGUAAAUAUGAAGUAGGAAGGACAAUUGGCGAGGGAACGUUCGCUAAAGUCAAAUUUGCAAGGAAUUCAGAGACAGGAGAAAAUGUGGCAAUCAAGAUUCUUGAUAAAGAUAAGGUCCUUAAGCACAAAAUGGCUGAACAGAUAAAGCGGGAAAUUGCUAUAACGAAGUUAAUCAGACAUCCUCAUGUUGUACAGUUAUACGAGGUGAUGGGAAGCAAGACAAAGAUAUUCAUAGUUUUGGAGUUUGUUACAGGUGGAGAGUUAUUUGACAAAAUUGUAAAUCAUGGACGGAUGCGCGAGGAAGAGGCAAGGAAGUAUUUUCAGCAGCUUAUUAAUGCUGUUGAUUAUUGUCAUAGUAGGGGAGUUUAUCACAGAGAUCUAAAGCCUGAGAAUUUACUGUUGGAUUCUUCUGGUAAUCUCAAGGUUUCUGAUUUUGGAUUGAGUGCUCUAUCCCAGCAAGUCAGGGACGAUGGCUUACUACAUACCACCUGUGGAACUCCCAACUAUGUUGCUCCUGAGGUACUCAAUGACCGAGGAUAUGAUGGUGCAACGGCAGAUCUCUGGUCGUGCGGAGUCAUACUCUUUGUACUGCUUGCAGGUUACUUGCCUUUUGACGACUCCAAUCUCAUGAACCUGUAUAACAAAAUAUCUGCUGCUGAAUUUACUUGCCCACCUUGGAUCUCUUUUGCUGCCAUGAAGUUAAUUAAUCGCAUCUUGGAUCCAAAUCCUACGACGCGUAUUACCGCCCCUGAAAUUUUGGAGGAUGAGUGGUUUAAGAAAGAUUAUAGACCACCUGUUUUCGACGAGAUAGAAGAUGCAAACCUGGAUGAUGUUGAAGCUGUUUUCAAAGACUCUGAAGAAUAUCAUGUAACAGAGAAAAAAGAAGAGAAGCCAACUUCCAUGAAUGCAUUCGAGUUGAUUUCUAUGUCACAAGGACUUAACCUUGGCAAUCUCUUCGACGAACAGGGAUUCAAGCGAGAAACGAGGUUCACAUCUAAAUGCCCGGCCAACGAGAUAAUCAGUAAGAUCGAAGAAGCUGCUAAACCUCUCGGCUUUGAUGUUAGCAAAAAGAACUACAAGAUGAGGCUCCAAAAUCUGAAAGCCGGAAGAAAAGGGAACCUUAAUGUUUCCACUGAGAUAUUUCAAGUUGCUCCGUCUCUUCAUAUGGUUGAGGUGCGCAAGGCAAAAGGUGACACUUUGGAAUUCCACAAGUUCUACAAGAAUCUUUCAACCUCCUUAGAUGAAGUUGUAUGGAAAACUGAAGAGAACAUGGAAAAGAAGAAGUAAAGAGCAAUAGAAUUUGCAUUUUUUUGAAAAAAUCUCUGUUGCUACCAAUUGUAAGAACUGUUGUGGUUCUUUCUUUCUUUACUAUUGUUUUUCCUUUAUUUUUCUUUUGAGGCCAUCUUUUCUGGGACUUUGUUCUCUUAUAAGAGAAUUACCAAAAAAGGAUUUCUCAAAUUGUUUCAUUAGUUGUAGGUAUUAGACAGACAGCAGAGUUUGCUCCUGUUAAGGUGAAGUUUGUAUAAUCUGUGUCACUUUUGACAAAUGUGAUUGCAUGGUAUACUGUAUAUUGGAUUCUUUAGAUUUUUAUUU